AUGUAUAUUCUUUUAUUUAAUCGCAGAUCAACAAAUGCCGAGUAUAUUUCGCACUUCCAUCAACAUAACUUUUCCUGUGUGGACUGGAAGCAAGCACCAGAAGCAACAGCUGGUAAUUGUACUAGAUAUGGAAGUUAUGGUGCGCUACGUUGUUAUGGUGGCAUGAAUAAUCUGCCAUCAAUACCCGAACAAAAAGUGCGUAAACUUGAAGAGAUUAUAUUUUGUGGUUGGCCGGAAAAUGUAUUCAAUCCCCUUAUUGAUCUGCAACCUUUUCCGAAAAUCCGUACUUUAACAAUUGAAUACAGCAAUUUUACCGAAAUUAUAUUUGAUUUUCCUGAAAUGUUUUAUUUGCAAACUAUCAAUAUAUCUUGGACCAAUUUAUCGCAUAUUAGCAGUCGUACUUUUAAACGGGUACAUACGCUUAAAGUAGCUGAUUUGCGCUGGAAUCAAUUAAUACAAAUGGAAGGUCCACUUAUAUUGCCGCGUUACUUUGAAAAACUCUAUUUGGCUGGUAAUCCUUGGAACUGUACGCGUAAUUUUAAAUGGUUACUUCUACCAGAACAAGGGGCUGCAGUAGUUGAUCGUGGUGAAUUGCUAUGCGCCGAUCGCAAAUAUAAAGAUCGCCUUAUGUUGGCAGUUAUGCAUUAUAAAUUGUUAUUGAAAGAAGAAUGUCAGUCACACCCUGACUUACAAAAUUGUACUUGCAUUAUGCAUCAUAUAAUACCGAAGUCCCACAUACCACUUUAUACUGUCAACUGCUCCAAUUUGAAUUUCCAACGGCUGCCCGCAUACAUACCAGCAAAUACGACUAUGCUCUUCCUUAACAAUAAUCAGAUAACAGAUGUCUUACCUUUGCGUAAUAAUGUUAAUUACCGUCAUGUAGUGGAUGUACAUUUGGACAAUAAUCUUGUUGAAAGUAUUGAUGUCCUCGAAGGAGGCUAUUGGCUCGAGCACUUUCGUCUAUUAAGUUUACGUGGCAACAAGUUAAGAAAGUUGCCAGUGUAUGCUUUGGAUAACGCCUUGGAAGAUAAUGCAAAUGCAAAUCUUUUACUUCUUAGCAUGAAUCCGUGGUUUUGUUCGUGUAAAUUUGCGAUGAGCUUUCGGGAGACUCUUAUUAAAUAUAAUUCCAUUUUACGUGAUUCUUGGAAUAUAACUUGCACUUACCAACAAGGAGAUGAUCUAAGGCAAGCGAAAGUGUUAUCCAUAACACGACAAGAUGUUUGCAAAUUAAAUGAGGAUCCGAAAGUACAUCCAUUGGAUAUGCUGAAUGGUGUUUUAGCUAGUUUAAUUUUAUUCAUAUUAGGCAAAUUAGCUUAUGAUUAUUAUCAUUAUAAAUAUUAUGGACGUGUUCCAUGGAUAGUAAUGAAGUUACCUUAAGAAAUGUAGGUGUAAAUACUAGUGCUUCAAAUACUAUUCGAACGAUUUAAAGCUUCGAGCAUUUUUAUGCCUAAAUAAGAUUGAGUUCGGACUCACGAAUUCGAAAAUGGUAUGAUACUCGAACCUUUCGAAUAUUGAAACAUCUGAAGUAGUCAAAUGUUUAUAUUUAAGUAUAUGCUCGAACACUUUGAAGUACUACUUAAUACUCAUCGAGCGAAUAUUUUGCUCCUAACUCUAUGUCUAAAAUGGCUAGUCUCUGACAAGAUUUGUAUGUUCGAAUGCAAUUUCGUAUUAUUUUGGUAUUUAAAAAUUAAAUUUGUAUGUAUUAGUAAGAAAGCGAGGGAGUGUAUGCAAAAAUCUUACCAAAUUCUAGUCAAUUUUCGUAUUCAAUUAAACUCAGUUUGCUUGAACAUCGUAAUGUUCGAAACCUAAAAGUGCUAAUAGUGGUCUCAACUUGUUGUCUACAGUGAUUAGUCUUUGAGAAAAUUUUUACGUUCAAAUGGAAAUCCGUAUUUUUGUAUUCUAUGUGUAAUUGAUAAAGUGGGAGUGUUUACAAAAAUCUUGCAAAAGUCUAGCCAAUUUAGAUACAAGGUUAACAUGAAGGCACAAAAUCAUAAAAAUAUCUAGUAAAUAUCUAGUAAAUUUCAUUACUUCAGAACUAGUGUUUAAUAUGGACAGCUAGAUUCUAAGAAUAUCAUUACUUCGGAACUAGUCUUUAAAUUGGAAACUUGAUUUUAAGAAUAUCAUUACUUCGAAAUUAGUCUUUAAUAUGGACAGCUAAAUGCUAUUCCAUUGGAAGCUACAAAAAAGAAAUUUCGCAGACGAGCAAAAUGUUCGCUUGGUGAAUUCUAAGUUCCAAAAUUUAGAAAUGAUAAUUAUAUAUGUAAAACCAAACGCUUAAGUAUUAUAUUGUAAAUAUUUAAAAUAAUAAAAUGU
This is a messenger RNA of Teleopsis dalmanni, 2313 nucleotides long. RefSeq names its product protein singed wings 2-like. Lineage: Eukaryota; Metazoa; Arthropoda; Insecta; Diptera; Diopsidae. The record is from RefSeq and is a predicted model, not a curated record. The coding region runs from base 1 to 1377 and encodes 458 amino acids. The transcript is spliced from 7 exons.